Didymodactylos carnosus is the source of this 3852-nucleotide messenger RNA. The record is from the annotation of a GenBank genome assembly. Lineage: Eukaryota; Metazoa; Rotifera; Eurotatoria; Philodinida; Philodinidae.
AUGAGCUUUUAUUCGGAGCGGAGAGUUUAUAUAUACGUGACGGAAGAAGCAGUACAGCUACCUUCUAAGCACUGUUAUGGAAUUGAGCGGACAUAUGACACAUUAAAAACAAAUAAUGUUACAGUUAAUAAUCUAUUCUAUUGGAAUGCGCCUAUUGAUGUAAUGGUCUCUUAUCAAAAAUAUCUUGAUUCAAAAAUUGCUAACGGAAAAUAUUGCGCAUGUCUGGAUACGAUUUAUUUUGGACCAUAUCGUGAGUAUACAUUUGACAAAGCAAUAACAUUUUCUGAAAUAAUCCAAAAACAAUUUCAACCAAAAGCAAGCUCUUAUCCAACAUGUCAUAUGGCAUGUGAUGACGGACAUAGAUGUUUAGAUUGGCGAGAGAUCUGUAAUGGAAUUGUGGAUUGUCUCAAUGGUGACGAUGAAGGAAUACAGUGUGUAGUUUCAGAGUUCAAUGAAUGUAAUUUAGAAACAGAAUUUAGAUGCAAAAAUGGAAUGUGUAUCCCAAAAGAUUUUGCUUUUGGUCAAAUGAUCGAUUGUCUAGACACAAGUGACGAAACGAAUGUAUUUGUACAUGAUUAUUUUGCUAGUCGAUUACUUGAUUGCUCUGGUCAAUGGUCAAUUGAGUGUGAAGAACAUUACUGCCGGGAAUCGAAACUGUUUACAUGCGGUGACGGUACAUGUAUUUUAAAUCCUCUUGAUUAUACUGGUAAAUCAUGUCAAAAUAAACGUAAUAUAAUCCAGAUAGAAUCUACAUUUCUUGAAAGUUCUCUUUCAUUAUGUCAUAAAUGUAAACUGUGUGCUACAACAAAUGAUCUAUUUUUUAAAUAUCUUAAGGAACAGUAUAAUUUAACAACAAAAGUAUGCCAACAUAUUGCAUCAGACUGCAAAAGUAAUUGUACAUUCUAUUUUACAUUUCCUUCAAAACCUGUGAUGUUUCCAUCUGUUCGUUUUAUAUAUAAUGGACUCGAAAUAUCUGCCAUUUAUCCCGAAUUUUUAUGCUAUGAACAGAAUAUUUGUGAAGAUUAUAUACCAACAAAAAUUAUUCACAAUUUCGCUUGUCAUAGCACAAAAGAAUUUAAUGGACUGGAUUUCACAACAUUUGGAAUAUUUUACAAAAGUGUACAACGAAUAUUUUCCAUUUGUGUCUUAUCCAAGAUGAGACCGCUAAAAAAAAAUUUCUAUCAAUGUAAUUCAACAUUACGUGUCAUUUCAAUCCAUCGAGUUCGAGAUGGAGUCGAAGAUUGUUAUUUAGGAGAAGAUGAAUUCGUUAUAGAGCCAGAAAUAACGAAUAGUGCAGACUAUUUCAAAUGCCUGACACUUGAUACAAAUGAAUAUAUACCUCGCAGUCGACUAUUUGAUGGCAGAAGUGAUUGUUCAGACAUGUCCGAUGAAAUGAUGCCGUUCGUUUGUAAAGAACAAAAUGACCUUGGCUGUCAGCAUCUACGAGGCUUAGUUACACCUUACAUAUAUUUUCUGUUUGAUGAACUAUGCAAUGGUAUUGUUCAUUCUCAAUUGAUUUUUGGAAAUGAUACGGAUGAAACGGAUUGUUACGAAUGGCGACGUUCAUGUCGAACGAAAUAUGUAUCAUGCGAUAGAAAUUGGAAUUGUAUUAAUGGACGUGAUGAAGUGGGUGUAACACCACUCGCGUAUUGUCGUUCGAAAGAACAAAUUCAUUAUUGUCGUUUGCCUGAAAAUGGAACACAAAUUACAUUACCAAUUGAACAAAUAGGUGAUCAAAUUAUUGAUUGCUUAGGGUCUACAGACGAACGAUUCAACUAUUGUCCAUUAAAAUAUCCAUUCGAAUUAACACGUCGUUUUCAUCGUUGGAAUACUUCAGAAUGUGUUCAUAUUUAUGAUGUUUGUGAUGGAAUUGUGCAUUGUCCAUAUAAAGACGAUGAAAUUGCGUGCCCAAAAAGAAAACUUUCGAAUUGUCCUCCAGGAACAUUUGCUUGUGGAGGAAUAACUAGACGAUGUUUAUCAAAAAGUGAACGAUGUAAUGGUAGAAGAGAUUGCCGAGACAUUGGGGAUGAAAAUGAUGAACUAUUUUGUGAUUUAGUCCCACAACGUGUUCAAUAUAAACCGUUCCUAUAUACAGAACACAAUCAGUAUCCUCCACCGGGUAUUCAAGAUUAUAGACAAUUAAUUACUGGCUUUAACAAACGAAAUUCGUAUUUGCCGGUUGGCUCUGAUUUUCGUCCAAUUCGAAGUGUAGCAGUACAAAAUAAGCUUGGAAGCUACUGUAAUCGUGGAAUAGGUGUACGUUCAUUAAAAGUCAAAGAUGGUCAUAGACGAGUAGUGUGCCUUUGUCCUCCGUCUCAUUACGGCAAAGCAUGUCAGUUCCAAAAUAAACGUCUAACAGUUUUGAUACAAAUUAUUGGAACAUUCAAUCGACAUUUAAUAUUUCGAUUAUUAGUUAGAUUGUUCGAUGAAACAAAUUUAGUUUUAGAUUCGGUUGAUGUUCUUCAUAUGCCAUAUCAAAAUGGCACCAUUAAAAAUGUCAUUUAUUUAGUAUAUCCUCACAAUUCAUUUUACAAUAUAUCUCUUCGUUAUUUUGUUCGUAUUGAUAUAUUUUCUGUGUCAACUCAAGAUGUCGAAUUUCAUUCGUCACGGUAUUUCAAUGUAAAAUUCCCAUUUUUACCUGUGGAUCGUCUAGCCGUUCAAUUGAAGUUGGAUAAUAAAUGCGAUGAAAUCUGUUUAAAUGGCUCACAUGUAAUCUAUAUAGACACUGUUCAUCAAGAUAAUAAAACAUCAUGUAGUUCGACGUCGUUAGCAUUUGAAGGACAAUGUAUCUGUCCUCUUGGCACAUUUGGUAACGACUGUGGUGUACAAAUAGACCUAUGUAAAGGCGUGGAAUGUUUAAAUAAUGGUACAUGUGUGUCACUGGAUAUUAAGCAAAUGUAUUAUACAUGUAUUUGUAUUGAAAAUUAUUUUGGCGAUCUAUGUCAGUAUUCGAACAGUCGAAUGAUAAUUGGAAUAAAAGAAUUACAUCAAGAUCCUUUGUUCAUACAUAUUCCUGUUGUUCUCGUCUAUUUUGUUGACAUUUACAAAAAUAGUACCGUCACUUUAGUACAAGAUCGUCUAUUAUUUAAAAACGUACCAUUUAACACAAACCUUAGUAUUAUUUAUAAAAAACAAUCACCAUUGCCGGCAUUAGUUUUUGUUCAAACUCUUUUUAAUACCCAUCAUGUUUAUGGCUUAUACUAUAUAGUUAGUCUUUUAAAAACACCAGUUCAAUUUGUUUCGACAAAUAUUUUAGUUGCCAGUUUUUGUCCAUAUGUUGGUGAAUUGUUAAGUUCAGAAAUAAUGUCAUAUUCAUAUUUAAAACGUGUUAAAUACUAUCAUCAAGCAUGUUUUACACUUGGUACAAAAUGUUUUUUUGAUGAAUAUUAUAUGUGUCUAUGCGAUAAUGAAGCAUACAUUGAUUGUUUUGUAUUUAAUCAUCGAGUAAGUAAUUGUACCAAUCAAGGCUAUUGUCAGAACGGCGGUCAUUGUUAUCAGCCGAUGUCAGACGUCGUCGAUUUUGCUUGUGUAUGUCGCAAGUGUUAUUAUGGUAAUUUAUGUCAAUUUACAACAUCACAAUAUUCAAUUUCAUUAGAUGCUCUUCUAGGAUCAGAAUUAACAGCUACUGAAUCACUUUAUGAACAAUCUCAUUUAAUUAAGAUAACAUUCACAUGUGUAUGUGUGAUGUUUAUUUUUGGAUUGUUCAGUAACGUGCUCUCCAUAGUUACAUUUGCUAGUUGUCCGAAAACACGUGAAAUUGGUAGUGGAAUUUAUUUACUUUGGCUAUGUAUAAUCAGUCAGUUUGGUCUUAUCAUCGUCGCAUUAAAAUUCUAUUAUCUGGUAUUCGAUUGA